ACACCACAAAAAGAACCCCCGCCAUCAAUUAAUCUUUAAAUGCCUGUUUGAGUGGGAAGGUCUUUGCCUCCAGUAAAAGAAGCACAUCUUCAACAAAUGACCUAUUUGGUAAGAGACAGACAAAGCUCUCCUGUGAGAAUUUUAAGACUCUGACAGGGUUCAUACAGGGAAAUACAAUCUUUCAGAUAGUCUGAACCUUAGCUGUAUAGGACUUUAUAGAUCAUAAUCAACUCUUUGAAUGGUGCCAGAAACAGCCAAGGAAGCUCUUUCAGCAAGGGAGUUAUAUAUUUCCUGCUAAUGGCCCCAGUUAGCAUUUUGGCUGCUAUAUUUUGGACUGCUGAAGUUUUUGAACAGUUUCCAAAAUCAAUCCCAUAUAGAGUGCCCAUUACAGUAGUCUAAAGGGGAUGUAAUAAAGGCACAUGACUUUAUAUCCAGACCUGACUUAUCUAGAAAUUCUCAUUGUUCAAAGGGAUGCCACUCUUUUGAUGCUAGAACUGAGGAAGAUGGUAAAUGAGAGGAGAAAAAGAGAAUGAGAGUAUAGAGGAGGAAUGGGAAUGGGAAUGAAUAAAAUCUGAAGCCUCUUCCUAUGAGAAAAAUAUUAUUUUUUUAUGCACAAGAUGUCUAUCUUACACAGAAAAUGCUAUAGUUGGGAACAUUGUGUAAAAUUUGUGUGUGGUGUUUUGGGGCUUUUAGGCUCAAAAAGCAGCAUUUUCAUUGCAGAAAACAGCAUUGAAAAAUUAGAGAAAAUUCUGUUUUCUGCACAUACAAAAAAGCCAUGUGCAAGUUUGGCACAUAAUAUAUCCCAAAGUGGGAAGGUUGUGACUCCAGGUUUGUCCUCAUCAGGAUUUGCCAACACUUGAAAAACACAAAGAUGGGAUAGAAAUAAAUAUUGUUGUUGUUGUUAUUUUCAGAUAUUCUUUCCAUCCCUAAUGUAUAUUUAUCCAAAUAGUUGUUUAGUUGAACUUCUGAUUCACCUGUAUGAAUGUCAUGGGAGAAGUGUGAGGUAGACAGGAAGCAUUAUUUUUCUUUGUUUUAAAAACACAGACUAUAAGUGGCACAGAUCAAUUGCUUUUAUAUUUUUUCAGGGGUAUAUAAAAGCCAAGAAGCCCGUUUAAUGCUCCAUAUAUAUCUCAUUAAAGCACCAUCCCAUACGGCUCUGAACAAACUGAAGGAAGAAAAAUGGGCAAUGGAUGGUUUUGUUUCUGCUGAGCCUGAUGGUGCUACCUAUGUUUUUCAAGGAUUUAUCCAGGGUAAAGAUUAUGGGCAAUUUGGACUUCAAAGACUAGGACUUAAUAUGUCUGAAGGCUCAAAUUCAUCAAACCAACCACAUGGAACAAAUAGCAGUUCUGUGGCCAUUGCUAUUCUUGUGCCUUUCUUUGCCCUUAUAUUAGCAGGAUUUGGGUUUUAUCUUUAUAAACAAAGAACUGCACCUAAAACACAGUAUACAGGCUGUUCUGUACAUGAAAAUAACAAUGGACAAGCUGCUUUUGAAAAUCCCAUGUAUGACACCAAUGCAAAGUCUGUCGAAGGGAAGGCUGUGAGAUUUGAUCCCAACUUGAACACAGUUUGCACAAUGGUAUAACAUUGUGAAGACCUGACUUCAGUUAUCUGAAAAUUGAAACACAACACAGUGCACACAUAGUUCACUGAUUUUUUUUAAAACUAACUAAAUAAAUUUAAAGCACAGUUUUCAGGAUUUCCUGGGUCACCAUCUCCUGAAGAUGCGGGCGAAAGAGACAAGAGUGGGAUUCUUUUUUCAUGAACUGGAAAAAAAAUAUUGACUUCAUGGUUACAUUGGAGUGUUUUACAGAAAGUAUGCUGCACUCCAUGAGUGCUUACUCAGUUUAUUUGCUUUUUUAAAAAAGGAGACUAUUCUAAAAAAAACCUUAAAAUAAAAAAUAAAACAUAUUUGCAUAUAUUGGAGGAGCAUCCACUAUCAGUACUUCUGUGCUUUAUAAACUAUGCUAGAGGGACUGGGUUUAAACAAACAAAAUAAAUGAUAUAUGGUAGAAGUAAGAGUUAUAUUUACAGGAAACAGCAAGAGUCGCUGACUUCUCUUUAACAGUCACAAACCACAUCUUUCCCCCAACAACUGGAAUCUGUUUCUGUUCUCUGCCAGUUAUGCCUUCCCUUUUAAAUUCAUUAUAUAUCUCUUGCCCUGCACCUUGGUACCUAUCAGUUUCUAAGGUUAUGCUGUGACCAUUAAUAGACUUAGGUUUGCAAAGUAUAACCUAUUAUUUCUAUGCCAUGAUGGGAUAAUUACAAGUCAUGUCUCCUUUAUUUCCUGAGUUUAAAUCCCUGCACGUUUUCAUCCUUUAUUGCUUACUUCAUGCUACCUUCUCCUGCAUCCUGUUGGAUCCAUUUUUUGUCUUACUCAUCACAUUACUUUCCUCAAUAGCCACCAGUCUGAUAGCACUAUCAAAAGAGUGGAGAUGUGCUGUAUUAAUUAACCUGGGUUUUGCAACUUUGCCACUGUCUAUGUUGCUGAAGACUAUUUAUGAAAAUUCCCAUUAUUGUUUCCCCUUCCACGCAGGAAUUCAAAUCCCCACUAUUAAUUGUUCUGAAAUUUCUAGAUUUCAGAUCCUACUCCAACCUUUAUUUCUUCAGCAUUAGAGGUCCUGCUUCCAGACUGUGUUAAAUGCUGUACACAGGGUAUGAUCAAAAGCCAGCAAAGCUGCAGUCACUAAAAUAUAGGCUUUAAUCCAUUAAUGCAUGUAAUGUUCUAAUGCACCCAUGGAGCAUCAUCUCCUCUUCCCCAGAUCUUCCAUAUUUAUUUCAGUGGAGGUGGCAGCAUGGUGCACAUGAAGCGAUAUAAAUGAAUAUCUGCUCUCCCUUUAAAAGGAAGGUGAAGCCCUAAGGUGUUCUGUGUAGCCUCCAGAGCACAAAGAUCUCUUAGGCUCUUCCAUUCUCUGCAUUGGAAUUGUUGUGUAGUUGUUGUUGUUUUUCUUUUGGAAGUGCAUCUAAGUCUAUUCUUAAUUAGCUAUUUUCUUUAAUUGGUUCUUAGUUCUGUGACUCAUUUUUAUGGCAAAUAAAUUGUAACCAACUCAACAAAGGUAUCAUUCAAGAAUUAGAAUAUGCUGGUUCUCCUGUAUUUUAGACACUCAUAAGUAAAUAUGUAUUUAUUUACAUCCAUUAAAAGUAAUGAGUCUUGCCAUGGGAGGAGAUAACUUUGCAAUUACAAUGUUUGCCUCAGUAUAAUGUGCUCCGC
This is a messenger RNA of Sceloporus undulatus (fence lizard), 3208 nucleotides long. RefSeq names its product CUB and sushi domain-containing protein 3-like. NCBI's taxonomy places the organism in Eukaryota, Metazoa, Chordata, Lepidosauria, Squamata, Phrynosomatidae. Gene Ontology annotation, biological process: regulation of dendrite development. The transcript is spliced from 4 exons. The coding region runs from base 1115 to 1582 and encodes 155 amino acids. The record is from RefSeq and is a predicted model, not a curated record.